Molecule: messenger RNA, 1203 nt
Organism: Ornithodoros turicata
Lineage: Eukaryota; Metazoa; Arthropoda; Arachnida; Ixodida; Argasidae
Product: leukocyte elastase inhibitor-like
Exons: 1
Coding region: 37-1173 (378 amino acids)
Molecular function (GO): serine-type endopeptidase inhibitor activity
Source: RefSeq, a predicted model, not a curated record
UUCGCCCGGCCGGCCGAUGUAUGAAAAUUUGAGGCUAUGGAGAAGACAGUGAGCCACGCCAACCGUUUCUCUUUGAAACUCUUCAAGCGUGUGUCUUCGCUAGAUCCGCGUUCCACCGUCUGCCUAUGUCCUUUCACAGUGUUCCAAGCACUAAGCAUGGCCUAUGCUGCUGCGCAAGGCAACACGGAACAGCAGAUGGCCAAAGCCUUCAAAGUGACCAAAAAAUACGACAUUCACAGUGCUUUUCAGGCGCUGUUGAAGACGUUGUACAAGGCUGUGCCCGACGUGAAGCAGGACUUCGCCUGUCACGUCUUCAUCGAGCGUUCCUUCAAGUGUGUUCCGGCCUACGAGGCACUUCUGACGGAAAAAUACUUGGCCGACGUUCAUCAUGUGGAGAUACGCGAGGAGCCGGACAAGGUUCGCGCCUUUCUCAACAAAACGGUUGAAAAUUCCACCGCCGGUGCCAUCAACGAGCUGGUCGUCACAGGAGUGACGGAUCACGACUCUAAAAUUCUUUUCUUCGACUCCGUCUUGCUGAAAGCGUCCUGGGAAAGCGUCUUUCCCACGACGGCUGCAGUGACGGAGAAGCAUCCAUUUACUCUGAUGGACGAAGGGGAGCGCACAGCGCAACUGGUCACUAUGUGUGGACCAUACCGCCACUACAGAGAUGAUGACAUGAAGGUCCUAGUGGUUGAAAUCCCUUUCAAAUCCAAAAGCAUGGCCAUGAUCGUCUUUUUGGCUGACAAUGCGCCCAGCUUGCGUCGCUUUCAUAAACAUCUUUCCAUCGACUUGUAUCAGAAGGUGGUGGAUGGACUGCAAACUGCCAAAGGAAAUAUUUCCAUCUGCGUUCCUCGACUUCGCCUGGAAGAUGCCUUGCAGCCUUCGUACACGCUCAAGCACAUGGGCUUCGUGGAUCUGUUCGACGAACAUGCAAACUUGACCGGCGCUGGCAGUACACUUUACGUGUCGGAUAUCAUGCACAAGGUGUCUUUUGUUCUGGACGGCACCGGAGUGAACGCAGCAGGAGCUGUGUCUAUAACCCUGACCGAUUAUUACACGGAAGAGCUGCCUAAAGCCUACAGAGAUCUUCCUUCCACAAGACCCUACAUAUUUGUGAUCAGGAAUCAAGAAACGGGACUCAUUUUGUUCAUGGGCUCAGUGCAAGAUCUCUAAGCGCCUCAUUAAAUUUCCUUUUGCACCUUA